UAAAGUCAAGGCUGUUUCCCCCUGAAACAUAAAUUACAGCCAACUCAAUCACGGUCGGAGAAUGAACAACGGAUGAUGCCUGAGGUUUUUCUUUUUUGAUAAAAAGAUUUUUGUCUACUUUUGUCUAGGCUGUAGAGCAAACAUCAACUCCCACACAAGCCGGUGUCUUCUUUGAAUCAAGUGACUUUUCUGUCCUCAAAAGCAAAAAAACCCUGAAUGGAGGGUUAAGACACGGAGUGAGAAAAUGCUUGAACCUCACUAUGGAGCUAAGGAGCAGCGGACGAAAGAGAGUUGAAGAAGAAAAGGAAGCUGUGAGUACGAUGGAAUGUUUACUUUUGGGUAUUUGAUGACUGAGCUCGUAGAAGACAUUGCUCUGCCUCUCCGCAAACACUCCUCUCCUUGUGAACAAAUCCCCACGGCUGCCUGGAGGCUCGCUUAUCUCACAAGUCAGAAACAUAGCAUGCUUUAAAGCUCUGGAGGGUGAUAUCGUGGCAGUUUUUCAUCCAACCUGAUGUGAAGAAAAGAAUCACUUUCAUCUCUUUUGUUUGACUUCUGUUCUCCCGUGUCCUCUCUACAGGAAUACAUCUAAUUACUCUCUUAGUAUGCCCCUGCUUUGGUCUGCAAGGAAAUGAACACCUCUGGGCAACUUGAAGAAUCUUUGUUCGACCUUGUCCGUUCCCCUUUUCACUCUGUCUCAUCCAUCGCUCCACCUUUUUAUUCACCUUGCAAACUUUUCCCUUUCAUGCCUAAUUCCUCCAUUUCUUUUCUUCCCAAAUUAAUUUUUUCCGCAGACACACUCACCUUUUAGCUUAUUAUCGAUCAUCAAAUGUUCCUACCGCUCUGUUCACCACUCACUACUGCGCUCCUGAUUUUUUCCUUUUGCCCCUAUUAUCCUCUCCUGUUUCUCCAUUUUCAGCUCUCCAUAUUUCUCUCCUUUCUUAAACCUGAGGGCACCCAGGACCCAGUGGCUGAACGUCUCACAUACACACGUACUGCACAUUCUCUCCCUCCUAAUUGACACCUCUUCCUCUAUACCUCUCAUACCCAGCUCUCCUUCCUCAAGACUUUUCCUCUCACCUCCCUUACAUUUAUCCUCCCCAUCCUGUCACAAUGUACUCCUCCGAGGAGCUCUGGAACACCACCGAGCAGGUCUGGAUCAACGGCUCAGAGGCAAACUUCUCUCUUGGAAGAAGACGUGGAGACAAUGAGGAGGAGGAAGGGGAACAACACCCUUUCCUCACCGAUGCCUGGCUGGUCCCCCUCUUCUUUGCCCUCAUCAUGCUGGUCGGACUGGUGGGCAACUCUCUGGUUAUUUAUGUAAUUUCCAAACACAGGCAGAUGAGAACAGCAACCAACUUCUACAUAGCAAACCUGGCUGCGACUGACAUCAUCUUCUUGGUGUGCUGCGUGCCCUUCACUGCCACUCUCUAUCCUCUCCCUGGAUGGAUCUUUGGCAACUUCAUGUGCAAAUUUGUUGCCUUUCUACAGCAGGUGACAGUCCAAGCUACCUGUAUCACUCUGACAGCUAUGAGUGGUGACCGCUGUUACGUCACAGUCUACCCUCUGAAAUCUCUACGCCACCGCACCCCGAAAGUAGCCAUGAUCGUCAGCAUCUGCAUUUGGAUUGGCUCCUUCAUCCUGUCCACCCCGAUUUUAAUGUACCAGCGUAUAGAGGAGGGUUACUGGUACGGCCCGAGGCAGUACUGCAUGGAGAGAUUCCCCUCUAAGACACAUGAGAGGGCUUUCAUCCUCUACCAGUUUAUUGCUGCAUAUCUGCUGCCUGUCCUCACUAUUUCCUUCUGCUACACUCUGAUGGUGAAAAGGGUGGGCCAACCCACUGUAGAGCCUGUAGACAACAACUAUCAGGUCAACCUCCUGUCUGAAAGAACUAUCAGUAUCAGGAGCAAAGUCUCCAAGAUGGUGGUAGUAAUCGUCCUCCUCUUCGCUGUCUGCUGGGGUCCCAUCCAGAUCUUCGCUCUCUUUCAGUCUUUCUACCCAAACUACCGGCCCAACUACGACACAUACAAGAUCAAGACGUGGGCCAACUGCAUGUCCUACGCCAACUCUUCUGUCAACCCCAUAGUUUACGGUUUCAUGGGAGCCACUUUCCAAAAGUCCUUCAGGAAAACCUUCCCAUUUCUGUUCAAGCACAAGGUCAGAGAUAGCAGCAUGGCUUCGAGGACUGCCAACGCUGAGAUAAAGUUUGUUGCUGCAGAGGAAGGCAACAAUAAUAACGCAAUGAAUUGAAUUUGACAAUUAAAAAUAGGAAGAAUGAGAUUAUUGUUUGUAUCCGGGUCAAACGCUGCA
Molecule: messenger RNA, 2307 nt
Organism: Morone saxatilis (striped sea-bass)
Lineage: Eukaryota; Metazoa; Chordata; Actinopteri; Moronidae
Gene: kiss1ra
Product: KISS1 receptor a
Exons: 5
Coding region: 1111-2247 (378 amino acids)
Biological process (GO): neuropeptide signaling pathway
Cellular component (GO): membrane
Molecular function (GO): G protein-coupled peptide receptor activity
Source: RefSeq, a predicted model, not a curated record